AUGCGUUCGCUAGCUUCGGUCCGGCCCCCUCAUGAACCAGCCACUGGAUGCCAGAUCCUAGUCAAAGCUGAACAUAUGAACCCCGGUGGUAGCGUGAAGGAUCGAGCUGCCCUGAAGUUGUUGCGCCAGGCCGAGGCUCGGGGCCAACUCAAGCCUCACACGGGCCAAUGCAUUGUCGAGGGUACCGGCGGCAACACGGGCAUUGCACUGGCCAUGCUCGGCACCAGCCUCGGCUACAAGACCAUCUUUGCCAUGCCCGAAAAAACUUCGCGCGACAAAUCCAACCUGAUGGAACUCUUUGGAGCCGAGACGCACCGGCAACCAGCAGUGCCUUUCAACGAUGAACAACACUACUACCAAGUGAUUCGACGUCUGGCCCAACAAGAAGGCAACUUUGGCCCGGACCAGUUUGAGAACACGGACAACGCAGCGGCGCACCGCGAAGGCACGGGACCUGAGAUCUGGCGACAAACACGCGGCCGCAUCGAUGGCUUUACCUGUGCCUCAGGCACUGGUGGUACCAUGGCGGGUGUGUCAAGCUACCUCAAAGGACGCAAUUCCAAGAUUGCCGUCUGGCUCACGGACCCAAUGGGCUCGGGUUUGGCAGCCUACGUCAAUCACCACGACACAAGUUUUCCUGCCUCUGGUUCGACGGUUGCCGAAGGCGUCGGAAUUACCCGGCUCACCAAUAACUUUAAAGAGGCACGGGUCGAUGGGGCCUUCAAAGGCACUGAUGAAGAGGCCAUCACCAUGAUGUAUUAUUUGGCACGCCAUGAAGGCUUGUAUGUCGGGCCAUCGGCAGCACUCAAUGUUGUUGGUGCUAUCAAACUGGCCCGCAAACUUGGCCCGAAUAAAUGCGUGGUCACGGUGCUCUGCGAUACGGGCGAUCGCUAUCGUGCCACAGUAUACAAUGAGGCUUGGCUCAAGGAGCAUAACCUGGCUCCCAAACAAGUGUCUCGCGGUGAUAUGAGCUUUGUCCUGUGA
Molecule: messenger RNA, 984 nt
Organism: Monosiga brevicollis MX1
Lineage: Eukaryota; Choanoflagellata; Craspedida; Salpingoecidae
Exons: 13
Coding region: 1-984 (327 amino acids)
Cellular component (GO): cytoplasm
Molecular function (GO): cysteine synthase activity
Source: RefSeq, a predicted model, not a curated record